GGCGGGCUCGGUAACCAUGGACGGGACCAGUCCGCCCAGGAGAGGUGUUUUUCGCUGUGAGUGGAUACGGCAUCUCAGGGGCCGGCCAAGGCGGUGCUUGUCGUUGUGGGCCGGGAGCGGUGCUGGUAUCUAUGGGCAGGGCUAAACGUUCCCCGGUUCACGGCCAUGGAGCUGAGCGAGGUGACCGAGCGGGUGGAGACUGGCGAUCAGAACCGCGCGUUACCGGCGCUGCAGCGCUUCAUCGCCGAGAACUCGCAAUGUUUCCUGUUCGACGUGGAGGGGAGAGACCAGAGACGGCGACUGGGACAGGCGGUACUUUGUCUCCUGGACCGGACCUUGCAGCCAGCCUGCCAGCUAGCUGGCCUGGGCUGCCUGCGCAUCCUUUCCCGGGAGAAGACCAACCUGAGGCCAUUCAGUGGCAGUGCGGCCCUGGAGUUGUUAGCCAGGCAUGCUGGGAUUGAAAGCGAGAUGGAGCGAGAGGGGGGGCUGCCUGACCCCGACGUGAUGAUGGAGGCUCUAAAGUGCCUCUGUAAUGUGGUAUUCAACAGCACUGCAGCCCAGGAGGUGUGUGCGGACAGUGGCUUGGUGGUGGGCCUCUGCCGGCGACUUAGACUUGGCGAUAAGCAGUUGUACUCCAGCGUCCGGUUCUUUGAUCUCCGGCUAUUGUUCCUCCUGACAGCUCUUAGGCUUGAUAUCCGCCGACAGCUGGGCCAUGAGCUGCGGGGUGUGCGCCUGCUGACCGAUGUCCUGGAGCACACAAUGGCUGUGCGAUGGGUCAGCAGCCUGGAGGUGGCUGCCCGAGACCAGGGUGACCCUCCACUGGCUCAGGAGCUGACUGACUGUGCCAUGGAAAUCCUCAAGGUCCUCUUCAACAUCACUUUCGACCUCUACAAACGGCAGGUGGAUGAGGAGGAUGCAGCUCUCUACCGUCGCCUGGCAGCCAUCCUGCGGCACUGCCUGAUGACCAAGGCGGAUGGGGAGGAUCGGACUGAGGAGCUGCACAGCCACACAGUGAACCUGCUGGGUAACCUGCCCCUGGAGUGUCUGGACGUUCUGCUGUUGGCCCAAGUGCAGCCCAGCUCUGUCGAGUAUCUGGGAAUGAACAUGGAUGCCGUAGAAAUACUGCUGGAUUUCCUGGAGAAGAGAGUGGACCGGGGACACCGUUUGAAGGAGACAGUGACCCCUGUUCUCAACUUACUGACGCAGAGUGCCAGAGGUCACCGGGAGACCCGGAAGUUCCUCAGAAUGCAGGUGUUGCCUCCGCUUCGGGAUGUCCAGACUCGGCCUGAGGUUGGGAACAUGCUGCGGAACAAGUUGGUGCGAUUGAUGACUCACAUCGACACGGACGUGAAGCACUGUGCAGCUGAGCUGCUCUUUGUUCUCUGCAAGGAGAAUGUGACACGGUUCGUGAAGUACACUGGGUACGGGAAUGCCGCAGGUCUCCUGGCUGUCCGAGGACUGAUGGGGGGCUGCCCAGCUGAGGGGGAGGGGGACUAUUCUGAGGACGAGGACACAGACACCGAAGAGUACAAGGAGGCCAAGGCUGAGAUUAAUCCAGUGACUGGGCGGGUGGAAGAAAGGACGGCCAAUCCAAUGGAUGGCAUGAGCGAAGCCCAGAAGGAGUAUGAAGCCAUGAAAUUAUUCAACAUGUUUGACAAACUGGCCAGGCAUCAGAUAAUUCAGCCGAUGAGCUUGGCCCCGGACGGGAAGUUGGUUCCUCUGGAGGAGGUGAUGCAGCCACUGGCCGAAGUGUCCGAAUCAGACUCGGAUUCAGAUUGAGAUGGGUGUCCAGGAAAGUAUUGGCACCACCUGUGGACAGGCACUGGACACCUCCAGCUGUAGCAGUAAAUCAGCGGUGUAGAUGAUAAUUGCUUGUUAUCGUGAGAGAUGCAGAGUAGCAGGCUGUUCACCAAGAGCAGAGAUGAGGUUCUGCUGUGCCGGUGUCAGUAAUAAAGCUCUCCUCCUGUGAGUGAAACCAGGCACCGAGAGCUCAGGACAGACCUCGCCCCACUCCCACCAAUCCUUUUUCCUGCACUCUCCCAUCCCCUAAUUCUCCCCCUGUUCUGUGGUUCUGACCCACGAGAGGGGACUGAAGUUGAGACUUGAGCUUUAUGGUGGUCCUGUUACCCUGUGGGUCUGACCUUUCUGUCCCAAUUCCACCUACACUUUGGGAUUUACUGAGGCAGCUUGCUGCGGGCAUGGGCGCAGAGGUCUGCGCCUGAACGUGCUCUCACCUGGACUCAGCCAGAGAUUUUGUUUUCCACUGACAGAGCAUCCGUGGGGAACUGCUUGUUCAUUGUUGAUGUUUUUAACAUUCAUCAAAUUGGUCCCAAAGGUGUGUUCUGCCCUCUGUGUGUGUGUUUGUGUGAUGUUGUUCUACAGACCUUGGGGUCUUCCUGGCAGGGGAGGAGGAGCUGCUAAGCCCAAGCCUGAUAGUUGGCACAUUAAAGCAACUCCUCUGCCCACCAACCCUGCCCCUGUCAAGCCACCCCACCUGCUGACUCCCGGAUGCAGGGGGAGAUGAUGAUCCUGGCCUGGUAGAAUAUACUGCCAGGAUGGUGGUACAGGCAGAUACAUCAGGGACAUUUAGGAGACUCACAAAGAUGAUAGAAAAUGGAAGGCUAUGUAGGAGGGAAGGUUUAGAUUGAUCUUAGGAUAAGUUAAAAGUUCAGCACAUAUCGUGGUCCGAAGGGCCUGUACUGUGCUGGAAUGUUCUAUGAGGAGCAUAGAGAUUAAUGAAUCAGUGGAAUUCAAUGCCACAGACGACUAUGGAGGCCAAGUCAUUGGAUACAUUUAAAGUGGAAGUUGGUAAGUUCUUGAUUAGUCGGGAUAUCAAAGGUUAUGGGGAGAAGGCAGAGAGUGAGAGUGAGAGGGAUAAUAAAUCAGCCUGAUGGACUGACAGAGCUGAAUAGCCUAAUUCUGCUCCUAUAUUUUAUGAUGUUAGUUGAGGAGUAGCUUGGAUAAACGGGGGAGGUUCACCAGUGCGUUGCGAUGAUUGGACUGGCCCUAGGUUGGAGUAGUUUGCAAAUUCUGGGCUGUGGAGGGAGGGUUUACACAAGAAACUUUCCAGUGAUCAGGGAGAGGGUGUUUCUGCUGAGUGUUGGUACUGAUCAAUGAGGUUGGGGAGUGGUCCCUGAUUAAACUCUUGCUGUGUGAAGAUGCUUUGCUCUGCUGCCAGCAGGGAGUGGAGCAGUAUGUGCUCCUGCUGACAGCUCAACCAGAGAGUGGAGCAGUAUGUGCUCCUGCUGGCAGAUCAACCACUGGCUGGUCGCAGUGCGGACUGACCAACUGCAUGCCCCCUUCCCCCCAGAUCGAGUGUGGGGCACACGGUGGCCAGAGCACCAGCCUCUGGCACAGUGACUGUUGAGGACAGGUGCGGAUGGAGAAACGAUCGUGGUAGAAUGUUGGGCUCUGCUUCGGAGAGGGUGUUUGGAACAGAACGAGGCAGUUUACCACAGCAAAUUUCCACAAAGAAACUGUCAUCAACCCACAGCUUAAAAUGCCACUCAUAAACCACAUCUGUGUAUUAGUUCAGUGUUUACAGGUCUGUCCAUCUAGAACAGAGCAAUGUGAUUCUCGCUCCCGGACACCACCAUCCACUCUCUCUCUCUCACAUACACACACACACCAACCAACCACUGUGGCCACACACACAUGCACCCCUCUGUCCACCCUCAUGUGCUUGCACUCCACUGUCACUAUACACACACUUUGAGGAUAUAAGGAUCGCAGUGGAUAGAGGGGAACAGAUGGGCAUUCGAAAGGAGCCAUUUAUCCAUUAGAUAAGGAUGCAUAGAGUUGGGGGUGAUGUAUUAAAAUGGGUGAAGGAUUGGUUAACUAAUAGAAGACAAAUGGCCUAUUCCUGCUCCCAUUUUCUUAUGUUCUUACACCCAUUCACACACCUCUCUGUCCACAAGAGUCCACACACACACAGUCCACCCUGAUGCACGCAUGCACCACCUGUCCCUUUAUAUCUUAUUAUCCACACACUCGCUAUUGUUCCCUCACCCCCCAACUUCCCCCCCCCCCUCACCACCACCCCUCUUCCCCCCACCGUCCUAAAUGCAGAGUAGGGUUUUACAGCCGGGCACACAAUCAGACCCUCCCCCACCCCCCAGAGAGGGAGGGUAGGUGGGCGAUCACAGCUGCCGUGAACGGGGAAACAUGCGAUUGGAGGAGGAGAGGUCUGAGCAGAGUGUGCUGAGUAAUGCCCCCCCCCCCCCCCAUUUAGAGACUCUCAUGAACUCCCGAUGACGAGGCUGAGCCGACCAGAGUUAGAUGUUACAGUGUCAGUUCACUUUAUUUUAAUAAAAGCUUCAAAAUAUUCAGAUUUUUAAACACA
Molecule: messenger RNA, 4342 nt
Organism: Hypanus sabinus (Atlantic stingray)
Lineage: Eukaryota; Metazoa; Chordata; Chondrichthyes; Myliobatiformes; Dasyatidae
Gene: ric8a
Product: RIC8 guanine nucleotide exchange factor A
Exons: 10
Coding region: 166-1779 (537 amino acids)
Biological process (GO): G protein-coupled receptor signaling pathway
Cellular component (GO): plasma membrane; cytoplasm
Molecular function (GO): guanyl-nucleotide exchange factor activity; G-protein alpha-subunit binding
Source: RefSeq, a predicted model, not a curated record